This is a messenger RNA of Aspergillus affinis, 3324 nucleotides long. RefSeq names its product putative C6 transcription factor. The transcript has 7 exons. The coding region runs from base 1 to 3324 and encodes 1107 amino acids. Gene Ontology annotation, molecular function: DNA-binding transcription factor activity, RNA polymerase II-specific; zinc ion binding; DNA binding. Gene Ontology annotation, biological process: DNA-templated transcription; regulation of DNA-templated transcription. NCBI's taxonomy places the organism in Eukaryota, Fungi, Ascomycota, Eurotiomycetes, Eurotiales, Aspergillaceae. The record is from RefSeq and is a predicted model, not a curated record.
AUGAAUACGAGCCCGACAAGUAGAGACCCAGGCUAUGGGGCCUCUAAUCCCGGCUCGAAUGCCCAGAUACCCAUGCAUCCCGAUUCUCCUGCCGCGUCCAGCGUCAUCCACGCUUCGUCUAGGUCCUCCACGGGGAAGGGCAGUCGUCAAAUCACGCGAAACCGCGCCAGUUACAGUUGCCACACAUGUCGGAGACGGAAGGUCAAAUGUGACAAGGUCCACCCGGCGUGCGGAAACUGCUUGAAAACCGGAAACGAGUGCAUUUACGAUGCGAUGCCCAAGGAUGAAUCGCGUAGCCAAACAAAGGAGGGUCACGGGGUUAAGCGGAGACGAGAGAUGUCGGGGCCGGUGGACGACGAGGUCGACGAUCUACAGUCAGUCUAUAGCCACUUGAAGCAGGCGGGAUCGGCGGAGCAGAAGUCUGGGGCGCAUGGGAUCGAAGCGCGGUUGGACAAGCUCACUUCGAUGAUCGAGCGAUUGAGCAAGACCAAUCAGCCGUUGGACGCCGCGCAGAAGCAGCUGCUGGCGCAGAAUGUCAGUUUGGAGGCUGCUAAGAGGGAUGCCCGCCAGGCCAAUGGGCUGCCGUUGAAAUCGGCGGGAAACUCCCGUCCGAACAGUCCGCGUCGCGCGGCGGAUUCGAGUGGCGAUGAGUUUCCGAUUCCUGCUGGACAUGCGACGGAUCUGGUGGAUCCUAUUGGGAAUCUGAAUCUGGGUCAUUUGAGUCUGGAGGACGGGGGUAGAUCGAGAUAUGUCGGAACAACAUACUGGGCUUACAUAUCGAACGAGAUAAAUGAACUCAAUCAACUACUACGAGAUCAGAACCGGUCGCACAAUGACCCGACUGCUAAUGAAGGAUCGAACGAGGAAACGGUUUCGGAUUUGAUGACGCACACGCCGACCAGCCAGUGGAAAAUGGAUGACAGUCCCGGAGGGAUUGCCACAGAUGACAGAGUAGCCACCGGCGAGGCCUUCCAGAGGUCGGUGUUGUUUCCCUCCAGUGAAUCGCCAUCGGUGAUCGAUAAGACCGUGGAGCCGGAAAUGCUGGAGCAUGUCCCUACCAAACGACAAAGCCAUAUUCUAUACCAAGGCUUCAUGUCCGGGAUCCAUGCGAUCAGCCCGGUCAUUCAUCCGCCGACAAUCCUGAAACUCUACAAUGCCUUUUGGAAUUGGUAUGAUUAUGGCAGCUACUCCGGCGAACCGUGCCCGGAUCCCUCGUUUAUACCACUCCUCUACGCCAUCUGGUAUGGCGGGUCGAUUACGGUAUCUAUACGAACAAUAAAGGCCGAGUUCAAUAUUGUGUCACGAUCUGCCUUGUCGAAAACGUUCCAUGAGGAGGUUACCCGGUGGCUGACCAAGAUCUCGUUCCCUCGAAGCCCGUCAUUACAAGGUCUGGCCGCGUAUCUCCUGGUGCAGACGAUCCUGUCCAAGGAAGAAGAGCCACUGACCAGCAGCCUGUUUGUGAGUUUGGCCAUGAGAGUGGCACAGACGAUGGGACUGCACCGCGACCCCGCCAAGUUUGGGAUCCAAGCCUACGAAGCGGAAUAUCGCCGACGAUUAUGGUGGCACAUUGUGCAUAUGGACGGCGUUGUGGCCAUGUCAAGUGGACUUCCACCUCUUGUUAGCGAUGAAAACUUCUGGGAUGUCCGCGAAGCCAGCGAAGUCAAGGAUACUCUGCUCGGUACUCCCAAGGCUGAGAACUAUGAACGUAUGGUCACAGCGGGCAUGCGGCCGCCCGACAAUCCUGAUGACCCGACUGUCUGUGGUGGGCCUUCCACAGUGAACGUGUAUUAUCUGUCAGCUCGGGGAAAAUAUGUCAUGGCUUGUGCUGUCCGACGGAUAUUGAGGAUCCAGUUAGGCAUCAAACCGAUUACUCGAAGAGACAUGGAAGAACUUCGGUCGAUCCUUCUGGACCUUCAGCUCCGACUUAAUUCGAUAAUAAACCGCAUUCCAGAAACAACAAUCUCGUACAGCUCAUCUGAUAGUUCUUAUUCCUUUUCUCAGUCUCCAGUGGAGAUCCGUUCCAGCGAUACAGAGCUACCAGGGAAAGGACCUGCCGGCUGCCUGGAACAGUAUCAUACGUCUGUUCUUGUGUCCUUCCAUAAGUGGGCGAGGAUACUUUUGUCAUUAUUCAUUGAUAAGGCCUUUUGUGUUGCCUAUCAACCUUUCCUCAAAAAUGCGAAGAGUCGGAUAUGGCCAGCUGCUAGGCAGAGUGCCCUUCGUCAUUGUCACGGUUUCAUGGAGAAGUUCAUCUCUCUUGCCACCGACCCUGAAUUUCAACCCUUUCACUGGAGUUGGCCCGGGAAUCACCAGCCAAUGCAUGCAGCCAUGAUCAUGCUCAUCGAUCUCCACGAGCGACCUAAUAGCCCCGAAGCCCCGAAAUCUCGUGCAUUCAUCGACAAGAUCUUCUCACUGACAGGCCCAGACGGAGGAGUUGUCGGCGGCGAGGACGGUAUCUCUACACAACGACCUUUGAAGGAUGGCGGCCGUGAGGCCUGGGAUAUGAUACGCAGGUUACGCCAAAACGCAUGGCAAAAAGCCGGCCUUGACCCACAGAAGCUCUGGACCGAACAAGCGCAAGUGCAGGCAGGGGUUGCCGCUGCGCCUGACGAAUAUCCUUGCGCCAGUGACCCCUACUACGCCAACAACGCCGGUUCGCCCCCCGUCUCGUCGCUGUCGUCUCGACGGCAACUUUCCGAUUUCUCAAAGAUGUUCUAUAACAUGACCCGGUCCCAUGUACUCCCCAACCCCGCCUCUACACUACGACCCAGCCCUCUUCGCAACCAACUCCCUCCGCCCACCAAUCCUCCCCACGUCCCCGCUACGCCUCCCUCAGCGCCUACUCCACAAUUUCCCCAAACCCCUGCCACAAACCCAACCUCUCGUUCCAUCGAUACCGCUCUUGCGACCUCUCCUCUCUCCUCUCAAAUCCUCCCGCCACUCAACAACGUCCCCGUCCCCGUCCCCGCCCCCCAAUCCCAAUACCCCCCGUCCGCCAACGCGCCGUCCCCAUCCACCCUCCUCCCCUUCAUGGACACUGCCUCCCCAUCGACCCAGCAGCAGCCCAUGGCCGUCCCGACCCCUCCGUCAAUGGUCGACCCGAACCUGAACUUCGACUGGGACCAAUGGGACGCCGUCUUCGGCCAGCAUCUCCCUGUGGCAGACGAGCUCAUGGAACUGGACCCCGUGUCGGGAUUCGAGUUCGGUGAUCUUGGUAGUGUGCAAGGAGGGUCAAGGAGUAGUCAGGCUGGUGGUGGUGGUAAUGAAGGGGGCGAGGAGAGCCCGAUGGAUGAUGUGAGGGGCCCGGAUUGGUACGGAUAUUGUUGA